UAUGGGCCUGCCUGGAGGUUUUACCGAAAAUUAUUCAUCACAGCCUUACGCCAGUACGUCUCAAACACUUCUCUGGUCGAACAAAAAGUCUUGGCUCAGGCCGAAAAACUGGUGCACUUUAUGGAACAGUAUGACGGAAAGCCUUUUGACCCUGCAGAUUACUUGCAGCGAAGUAUAGCCGAUGUACUUUGUGGAAUAAUUUUUAAAGACGGCUCUGACACCACAAACCCAGAUAUGGACAAACUUUUGAAGCUAAACGUUAAGGUAACUGAAAGGGCUGAUGAUAUCAGGGUGGCCGCCAUCUUAGACUUUUUUCGGGGAGCGCAUCACUUGCCUAUAAAGGCGCGCAAUCGGGUCCUUAGGCUCUUCUAUGAGAUUCACGAUGUCAUUCGCAAAUUACUAAGGGAAAGAAAAGAAACUUUUCACCUUGGCCAACAAGUGGAAGAUUUCAUGUCAGCUUUGCUUCGAGCCAGACACGACCUCGAGGCAGAAUGCAAGAGUGACGAAGAGAGAUCCGCUCUACUGUCAGAGGAUUAUUUCAUCGUCACCAUCGAGGACAUGUUUAUUGCUGGGUUUGAGACCACAAGCACUGCACUACGCUUUGCCAUAGCGUUCUUGUCUGGCAAUCUAAAGUACCAAAAGGACAUUCAAAGCCAGUUAGAUGAAGUCCUUUGUGGGCGAAGACCCUCCUUGGAGGAUCGCCCUAAGCUGCCACUCAUUCAGGCGAUGAUCUUGGAAACAUUGAGAUUAGGAAAUGUGGUACCUCUUGCUAUUCCUCACGUAGCCCUCUCCGAUACAACUCUCGGCAGCUACCGCGUUCCCAAGGGCACAAUCGUCUAUGCAAACACAGAGUCCGUCCAUCUGGAUCCAAAAUGCUGGGAUGAUCCCACCGUUUUUAACCCAUACCGCCAUAUUGAUGCAGAAGGCAAGCUGAUCACCAACGAAUGUAAUCUCUAUCCUUUUGGAGCUGGGCGUCGAGUUUGCGCUGGUGAAUCAUUAGCUAAGGUUAAGCUGUUCUUGUUUUCCUCGUUGUUGCUGCAAAACUUCACGUUUCUUCCUGGAGAUGGUCAUCCUCCAAAAUCAAAAGCAGGUAUCAUUCAGUUUCCUGAACGUUACACGAUACAUGCAAUGAAACGGCAGUGAACGCCUUUUGCUUGCUUUUACCGCUAUAAGAAUAAGUAGUAAAAUUUAUGUGCUGAACGAACGAUAAUUUUGCUGAGCAAGCAAGGACGAAAAAGGGGACUAUCUGUACAUGUGCUUUCCUAAUUCAGUGUAUCAAUCAACACAUCUGAGCACUUUAGAGGGAAUUUCAUCACCUCCUGUACCUUUCCUGUUAUUUAGGAUAUUUAGAGACUUAAUGUAUAGCCACUUCUCAGUUCUAACAGGCCAAAUGUGGUAUGGUCAAAACCUAGUUAAACUUUCAGCGCGUCCAGAUGCUUCUCAAAAGUAGAUGAUGCAGAAUGACGACGCACUGUACAUACACUCAAAGCCCUCGUUUAGAGUCCAUUUCGGGUAUGAUAGAAUUAAUUUAAGUGGUGGCAGGUAGAGCUGGUCUUUGACUAGAUACAAUUUUUUUUUCUAUUUUUUCCUGUUUUUGUUUUGUUUGUUUGUUUGUUUUUUUUUUUGGAAGUGACCACAUGAUAAACGUACUCAGAGAGUGGUCGGUAAGGACAGCUCUUCGCAGCAAGCUUUGCCAUUAAAAAUAAUGUCGUUUAUUACUAGUGAUUUUGCAGUGGUAUCUGUUUAUGUCUGAAAGAUCCUAUUUUUGAUCAAGAAAUAAAUUUCAAUUUUUAUUCAAGUGUUGGUUGAGUGGUCGCUUACGAGAACUUAAUUGAGCAAAGGAAAAGAACGGCAUUUAAUUCAGAGAGUCGAUUUCAAACUGGGUUUUACAAUCGCUGCUCCUCUAAAAUGCCGCUGGUAACGUGCAAUGCUAAUAGCAAGAAACGAUCCAACGACGCGACGGCAACGUAACGAGGACGUCGCUUAAAAAGUGAGUUUGCUUUGUCUUAAAUGCGUGAAGUUGUUGUUUUGCUUAGUGUUUUAUGACAUUCUCAUUGCCGUUGCGUCGUUGGAGUAAAGUUCCUAUUCCAUGUAAAAACGGCCAAUGCAUAUGAAAGUGGAGGUUUUAUUGUGGGCUACAAAUAUACAUGUCUAGCAAAUCUGGUCGGUUUGCAAUGGUCGCAGGUCGAAGACAAACUUAAAUAAGCGUUUCUAAAUGAUUUAGAGCGUGUUUUAUAGUUUUAAAAGCCUUGGUUUGAAUUAUAGCAGCUUUGUUCAGUUAUUUGCUUAGCUUGCAUAUGCUCAUAAACCUUUUUCUAAUGGUCACUUUCUUCCGUUUGCACGCUCUACAGUAACGGUAAAGAAGUUUGUUUAUUUGUAUCUUUUGUUACGUUUUUACCGUUGUUUAUUUUUCUUUUAAAAUGUCUCUCGAAAACGAUCCUUCUAAAUAUUUGAUCAUGUUAGCAAAAGUGAACAGUACAAGGUUGACACCAAGGCCACAGAGCUGAUAUGUGACUGACAAUUGAAGUCUCAGUACUAAGAAGACAGGUACAACCUGGUUUUCACUGUGUGACUUCUCGCCUCAUCUGUUGAAUUAUCAGCUUUUUACUUUCGUAAGUACCCAUACGCGCUUGUCUAGUCAUCGCUUGUUUUUGAAUUCUCAGCCUUUUACCCAUUUAACACCUAAAACACAAAGCAGGAAAAAAAAUAAAUAAACGGUAAGUUGCUUUAAAUUCGAAUUAGCCAAUUAGUUUCUACCUCCAAUAUUUCUGCCAGCUACGACUGAACAAAAUAGAGACAAAACUGGGACUUGAGUUCAAAAAUACGGAAUUUUCCUCAAAAUUAUUUUUUGUGUAAAUAUACCUUAUAGAUCAGUGUUGCUGAAACGAUUAUUAACGAUUGAUUUAUUUCAAUUUUGUUCUGCAAAUGUGGUGUCUUCAGUUUUGUAUCAAAGGAGGGCGAUAUAUGUUCAACGGAGUCGAAAUUUCAGUCCACGAAAAUCAUUUUUUUAAUAUAUUUUGUAAUAUUAUCCCAUUUAUCCAGAUAAUCAUAACAGAUUAACGGUAUACGGGCUUUCAAAAUGCCCUUGAGUUGGUUUCUUCCGCUGAAUUUUACAGAACUAAAGUAAAAUCAGAUUCCAUUUUAUGUGUGGCAAUCCAAGCAGUGAUGAUGUUUCAUUCGAGGCAGUCGAUUAAUAGCGAGUUAGUUAUUUUAUUUUCCAGUCAUUUUUUGGCUGCAUGGUGGUGGUGGUGGUAGUAGUAAGAGUAUUGUUAUUUUUUGUUAUUACUAUCGCUGUUUUUGUUGUUUUUGUUUUGUUAUCAUUGAUUCUUUGAACAUUGUUUGGGUAUUUCAGUGAGAUUCUUAUCGUUUUACUUUAUUGCAGCCGUGCCCUGGGCGCGUUGGUGACUUAAAAUUGAUAGGAUGAAAGUCUUGUUGGCUUUCCUGGGCGUGUUGUUGCUUACAGAAAUCAGUUUCACUGAAUUUACAGAUUUUGAGAGUGGUAUGUUAGGUCAACUAUUGUACUAUGAAGAAAGAAUCCUCCCUUUAAAGAUAAGCGCAAAAAGAUCAUUCCAAGGGUGCCUCACACAAUACACAAAGCGCGAAACAUUUUUUUAAAUUCGCAUUUCCAAUUAUUAGCAAUCAUUACCUAAUAACAUAUAUUUUGAAAUACGAUUGAUAAAAUGGUCCUACUCAGGGAAAACAGUAUGCAAGUAAGUAAUAAGGCAAAUUCCAAGUGUUCAAAAUCCAUGUAUAGUAAAACUUCUAUAUAACAAAGUGCUUUAUAUAACGGACGCCUAGUAAGUAAUAGUAAAAUAUGCGGGAAAAAAAACUUCCAUAUAACGAAACCUCUUUAUUGCGAAAGUAGUUUGCCCGUGUUUGCCACUCCCUUGGCCCUUCUUCAUGUUGAGGUUCUACUUUAACCGUAAUGCUUUUUUUAGUUAAAGACAGUUCAUCAAAGGCCAAAUCUGCAAAAUAUGCCCCCUUUUCCUAGCAACUAUUGAGCGUUUGCUAAUUGAAAACUCUGUUUAGGUGUUGUCACUGGGGUACUACAACACAAAGAUACUAAGAAAUGCAUCAGAUUGGGUACAUUGAGUAGGUACGCUGAAUGGACAUGCAAAGCUAGCUGGAGAGGGCGUUUCAGAUCGUGCUCUGAUAAUGUAGCACAACUGGCCACCUCAAGUUGUCCGACGGUGAAAUUGGCCAUAAACGGGCUAGUCGGUGUUUCGGGAGGAUGUCUUCAUUGGUUUAACAACAUUGAUGUCUUCAAGGUAAGAUUUAAUAUUUGACUCUCGGGAAGCAAGUCAUAACAAAGACCUGACCUUCUCAAGCCUGCACAAUGUUUAAUACGAUCCUCUAUAGCAGAGUACGUCAGGCCGAGCACUUAAUGAAUGCAGUAACUUUGUGACCAUCAUUUUAAGAUUGUUCUAAAUUCUCAGUAUUUACCGCAUCACCACAUCAGUGAAUAGCAACUUUCGUGUGUUUGAUUGGCUCCAGCGCGUAGCUCGCAAUAUUUCUGGCCAUCGUAACAAGCUCUUGGAGCGUACACUGAUUUAGGAGGGGAGUUAGUAAAUAGAAGUGUAGUACCACACUAUCUCGUUCACGGUCGAUUCAUAGAGUUACCUAUCGGUAUACAUGGAUAUUUACCAUUUGUAUAUGGCCAAGUCUGUUUUCGCCCUGUGAUUCGUCAAUUUGCGGUCCAUAACAAGUUUUUUUUCCUGUGCAAGGACCAAACUUUCAAACGAGCUUACCUAGAAAAAUAAGGAUGGCCAUGAUAUCAGUUUAUGUAAACGUAUUGCAAAUUCCAGUACCUAGAAAGAGCGAACAUUCGCUUGAGGAAGCAUAAGAAGCUUAAGAAGGGCCCUUAAUAAUCUUUACUGCUAUUGUUCCAACAGUCUCCCUGUGGUAGAUGGCCGGGCGAUUGGAAUCACUUUGAAAACCUUAUCCAUGUCUCCGUGCAACCCGAUGGACAGAUUUUCUUCAGUAACGGUCAAUACUGUAUAGCUAUACACUCAGGCUACGAUCCCAAGUUGAGAGCUCUGAGCAGUUCACAAGCGGUGUGCCAGGCAAGCUCAAGCCGUUUUCGUUUAGUAUGUAAGUGCAAAACGAUAAAAAAUAUUAUAUCAUUGUAAACAGUUUGAACCCAAUAAUCCUGUCAAAAACAGAUGAUUUAUGAUAUUGAUUUGUGAUAUUGAAGAAAAAGAACUCCAAGCCAAAUCUGAAGACAGAAGACAACCUGAACAAUCUUAGUGGGGCACCAAAGCUCGUCAACCUUGAGAAGCCCAGCUGAAAGCUCCUGUAGUUCCAACCGACAACUAACUGAUCUGCGGUUAGGUCAGCAAAUCUCGGUUCCUUAAACAUUUGGAUACGGUAAUACAUGGUUAUUUGCCAUAUGGUUGAAUUCGCGAGCGGCAAAAACCCCAUUGUUACUGGAAGGAAAAAAAAUUACUCUUUUGGAUAUUGGCCUCGCUCUUCUUUUAUUAUUACUUUUUAUCGACCUAGUUCUCAUCUCGGUUCAUAAAAAACGCUGAAGAAAUUGGCCAAUACCUAGCCAUAUUGAUGGAACAAGCUUGGUCAAUAACGCAUAUGUGUCAACGGAGAAAAUUAAAUUGAUCGAAAACGUACAACCCCGUUUCCUGUCGUCCGCGGCGAGUUCAAUGUGACGUCACCCGUCAAACCUCUUCCGUUGACUUCUAUAGCGCGAAUUGGGAUGAGUACGAGCCUGCAUAAAUGUCAUUUUACUCCUUUUCCCCUGACUAGGCAAGAGGGUAGGGGGCUUAUUCUAAACUAUACCAGUCACGCCUCGUUUACUUAUGGCUGGAUCAAACGCCUAACUUCAAUUUGGAAAGGCUAAGCCGUUGUUUCCGGCUAGCCCGGCUGGGAAUUUUGACUUAAAAGCAAUUUUAGAACGGCUUUGAUUCAGACGCGGAACUUUUCAUGUGUCGAACAUAAUGCAUAAACUAUUAUACCGUAUUUUGCAAGCAGGUUCACUGAAAUAAGCACUUUUCUCCUUUUGAGUUUAAGUUGCGGAUUUAAAAAUAUCUAGACACGUGUGGACGGCGCCUAAGUAACAGACAUCCCAUGUGAAGAACAUGGAAACUUGUAAACUUUUCUUCGCCAUUGUUUGCAACUCCUACAAUUGGUGAAAAUAUUUUUAACACAAAAACACCUUUUAAAAAUAGAGUUUUCCUUUCGUAAACUUCCUUUUUGUAGGUUUAUGCAUUCUCUGUGUGAAAAUGAAAAUAUCUUUAUGUGAGGAAAGCGUAUUGCGCCAUGACAAAAGAAAUUGCUUGCCUUUUAGCUGGGUCAUUACUAAAGAAGAAAAUGUGAAUUUGAAUUUCUAGCUUCAGGCAUGUCCUGGUUUGUUCGUGAUUCUUCUCCUCAGCAAGCCACAAGUAUCGACACGAGCGCAAAUCACUGCGAUUAUUCAGGCAGAAGGCUCUGUACAGCAGCUGAAGUUUGCCCCUCCAGCCCCGGUGGUCAGAGUGUUGCGGGCGUCACUGGCGGAAGUUUAACAAAAGCUCUUCUCGUGGUAGGAGACACAUUUGUGGACGCUGCGACUUGUCAAAGACUCUCCCAAAUAUCAAGCUAUACCGUUGAUGGUUUUUUAUGUUGUCCUACCGGUGACCUGCCAAGUCCUAAAGACUUUGUCAGUGACGGUGAGUGACGUAUGUGUGGAAAUUAUUCUCCUCCACAGAACACUACUCUUUUGUAUGUAAACAGCGCAGUUCAAGACAAACAACCGAGCAAGAGAAAGGAAUCCUGCGUUCAGGCAUUCUGAUUGGCAAUCCGGGUUGGUAAAAUGGUCCGAUGUCCUGCUCGGGAUUUCCUGCGUUGAUCCUCCAAGAAAAACUGUCUAAAAAUGUGUCUAAAUAAGGCCUUUAGAAUUCCUGAAAACCAACCGAGCUAAAAAAAAACACAUUAAGGUCAGAUGCAUAAAAUAUGCAGCAGGACAGUUAGCUUGCAAAUAUAUGGUCUCGAAAUGAGGUUUGUAUCCCUGGGAUACGAAGCUAGGUGGUGACUGAGCGUACCUGGAUAAUUACCAAAGAGGAUCAAACCACCUUGAAACUCCUUGAACAUAAAGCUAAGCCCUGUCAGUCCCAUCAUAAUCACUGUCGCAUGCACAGGUACACUGACUGCUCGCCACACUCAAUAAUAUGGAAAAUCCAUAUUAGUGGGGGAAGAAAUUCUUGCAGAAUCUUUUAGAUUAAUGAAAGAAACCCCUGUUGAGAAGUAGGCGUAAGAGUACAAGUUGGUCUAGGCUAAUACCCGAGGGAAAUUACAACCUCGGUGAAGAAAAACUUGUGGCCCUUCCUUUAUUUUUUGGGCAUGCACAGUGUGGUCCCCUCAUCCCUUGCAUGGUUGAUAAUGAGAGCAAAGGGGAAAAUCGGCCAAGUGCCCCAACUAUUGUUAUCCAGGGUUGUAUGCAGCUCUAGCUGACCUUAUGAUUGUGGGUUCUUGAGUUAAAAAUCUUCGUAGGUGAGGCUUUAGUGUAGCCUCCCAGGCGCCACGCCGACGUUCUUAAGGCUUCAUUACGCGUUCCUUCCCCAUCAGAGUCUGCUGAAGAGUGCAACUAGGAAACCAUUUCCGUUCUGGUUUACGGACCAGGAUGAUGCUAACUUUAACUUAUAGAACCUGAUUUUUUUCGAGAGUUUAUUUCUGUUUAAGAGCAUGAACUGCGCGGCGCAAACAUUAUUUAUUUUCUUAAAGGUUACGGUUACCUAAUGCACAAAAGUGGAAAGUGCGCUCAUUAUAUUAACCAAAGGCUGGUUCUCAAAACUGACUGCAAAAGUCAAACUGCUCUUAUGUGCUGGUCAAAUGAUGGGAGUAUCAAGCAAGGUACAGACUGUAUAGUUGCUGAGUCGCUUGGACAGUGUCCUCCGUAAGUACUGUGGUGAAUGUGCUUCGAAUAACUUCAUUACAAUUCAGUAAAUUCAGUUCUAUUAAAAUCGCUUUGAUUGCUCAUUAAUUAAAUGUCUUUUCAUCCAGGGUUUCCCUUUUAAUAUAUAUGUUCUCCGACUCUUUUAAAAAAAAUCGUUUAUGAUGCUACGGUUAUAAGGGCCUUGUUUGACAAUUUUGUUCAAGAAACAAGGGACUUUUAAUGUUCUGAACUAGAAUGAUGACUGAUUUUUAAGGGGUUUGAUAAUUUGUCUGUAUCUUGCAAUUUGUUUCGUCAAGUUUUCAGUUCUCGAACGUCAACUCUUUACAAGACGUAUUUACCAGUAAGUGUCUGGUACCUGAAGCGGGAGAGCUGAACCCCGAUGAUGACACCCAGUUAGUUGAAAGGGCAGCGUGUGGAGAGGCAUACUCCAGCUUUGCAUUAAAGAGUAAGUGAAUGAAUAAAAUUAUAAAAGGGACAAAAUUAGACAGGCAGACAGAGAGUCGAUCAGAAAAAUAGACCAACAGAUAGACCUGCAGAGAUAUAAUCUAGGGAGACAUUAAAAACCCGGCUUGAACGCAAAUGCAUGUAUGUAGACAUAGAUAUAUCGAUACGAGGAGCAAGACGAAGUAAAGAGAAUGAUACGCCAUCAAACGAAACAAAAUGGGAAAAUAAUAGGCCCCAGGUGGUCGUCUGGGGCAGUGAUCAAAGGUGUGAGUACAAUUAGGGCGAAGGAGGGACUUGUUAGCCUGAACUUCAUCCGAUUACUUCGAGCCGUUAUUACUCCCUCAGUAACGUCUGAAUCGACCGGCCGUUAAUGCCGUCCAGUGCACGAUUUUCAAGUGGCAAACGGAGAAAUAUCGUUUGGAAAUGUCUGCAUGAUACAGAACUGCUUUAUUUUUUUUCGAUCGUAAUUCAUGUUUAACGUUCAAACCAUCAACUGCAUGCAGUACAACUCUGAACCGAUUGUACUAAAUUCUAUAAUCAAACGCGGUCGCAAUCACGCAAUGAAUUAAACACACACACGAACACUUAGUUCAAAAACACAAUGAUUUGCUUUAAUUGAAAAGAAGCUAUUUGGUCCUUAACGAAGAAAAAAACAAGGAGACAAGAAAGAAAAGCUAACAGAAUCAUUACACGUGACAGUAAAAAUAGCAAGAAGUUCGAAUUAUAACAUUGAUCUCAGAAAACUUCGCGUAAACAAAAUCACCAGCCACCAAAACCACAAAGCAGCUCCAAAUGAAAAACCUACCGCUCCUCUGCAAUGAUUCUUCAUUCGCAGUUCAAUUUAGCAUUUCAGUUUCGAAGACAGGGGCAAUUUUGCUGUGAACUAAACGACAGAAUGCCAGGGAUGCGAUCCGCUGAACAUCAAGCGACAAUCCCGCUAAAAUUUUUCAUAAUUAUACAUAAUUAUGCGAAUGUUCAGACAAUCAACCAAUCAAAAUCACUACCCGGUUUUCGGGUAGUGAGUGACGUCACUGGACGGCAUUAACGGCCGGUCGAUUCAGACGUUGUUGAGAGGAGAAAACGACUCGAAACAAUCGGAUGAAUUUCAGGCCAUGGACUUGUAGGUGUAGUUAAAAAGUUUAAUUUUAUGCAGUGGUUUGAAACAAAGCGAAAGUUUAACAAAUUAAUUAAAGUAAACUAAGUUAAAAGAAAUUAAAUUGAAUUGAAGGGAAGGAAAGGGAAGUAAGGUGAAGUGAAGUGAGGUUAAGUGAAGUGAAAUGAAGUAGUGAAGAGAUGUGAAGUUAGGUGAAGUGAAGUGAAGUGUUAUAGUGGUGAAGUAUAAGGCAAUGGCUCUAGAGUAAAGGGAUGUGAGGUGCAUUGAAAUGAAAUGAAGUGGAGUCCAUGAUUGAAUUACUCGCCCAGACAAUAACCAACAUUAUUGCAGGAAGGAAACUAUUUAUGUAUAUUUUGUCUCGCAGCACCUUCUCAAACACGAGCGGCCUUCGAUGCAGUGCAACCCGAUACCUGCAUAACAGUGCACAAAAAGAAGCGAUUAAAUAUCUUAUUUUACUUUUUUUUGUUCAGGGAUCCAAGGAUACCUAAAACAUUCAAGCAAUAAAUGUGUUGGUGUGAAUGCAGGCAAACUGGUGUUCGAGGCCUCGUGCACCUCAGCCGAACAAGUCUUCUACAAAGAAAAGUUUUCAUCUUUUCUGAUUCACGUAGCAAGCGGAAAAUGCGUCGCAAAUCCCGACCCAGUUGGCGCGGUAUGAUAUGUUGCGAUUUAAAUACAUUAGAGCGGUUUUCACUUGACUGUCGAAAGGGAUUGGCUUUGGUUUUGGUUUUGGUUUUACUACGCCCUUUGGUUGGCUAGUGUAUUUACUUUGGUUUUGGUUUUACGACAGUCAAGUGAAAACCGCUCUAUUUGCUCUCAAAUUGAAUUUUAUGCGACUUUUCAACCAUACAUAUGUACAUUUACGUAAUUAUUUUACCCAUUGCACAAGAACAGGUUGUGGGUCUGGUACCGAAGAUAAUGUUUUGAAUUUUCAAUCCGCAUGGAUCCUCGUAUAAUGGCCGUCAUGCCUCGUUUGUUGUUCAAGCAAAAACCUGCGGCGCAGGAAGCAUUAUCAACUCAUUAGCAUCGUAAUGUACAUUGUGUACAAUUUUACUUUCGCGGUAGUCAUCAAAAUGAUCUUAAGGUCCCUAUUUUCUCUUUGCACUAGGCACUGACUCUAACAGACUGUCCAGGAAAUGGAGCGGCAACUUUGACCUAUGAUGGAACGACUCUUGGUUAUAGUGGCGGCAAGUGCGUGAAGCCGCAAAGAGGCGGAGCUAGUCCGGCGAAUAACGAAGAGUUGGUGAUCGAAACAGGAUGCUCGGACGCAGCGUCGACAUUUCAUUUUGCAGGUACGUUUUGAGGGUAGUUUCGUGGUGUUGCAGACAAGUGCAAUCACCGAAGGACGUAACGUAAAAGGUUUGAAAAGAAUCUCGCAACAAUACCCAAACCAGAACACAACAGCCGACUUACAACAGUUUCUGCAACUCGAGGAAGCACCCGGUUUCUGUAACUGUGUUUCAAUCAUUUUCCUCUAGAUGUUAUGACGACGCAAGUUUCACACCGUCUCAUAUAACUAGCCUUAUCUAAGCUGGUGCACACACCUGAAACUGAGCUAGGAAGCAAAUUUCUUGUGCCGGUGUUGUUAUCGAACCCAGAGUCUCAAUCUGUAUUAUCUGCUCAAAGCCCAAAAUAUAGAGAAAUGCAAGACUGCACGGCAAUUUCGCUCAAGAAUUUGUGCCAAGUAGUUUUGCACCGCUUCCAUGUAACACCUUACUUGAUUAUGCAUACAUUUUUAAUGGAAAAGAAGAGAGGUUGUUUGGCAAAAAUACUUACUAUUCAACGAUUUUGCGACAUGUUACAAUUUAGUUCACAAAGUUCAGAAAAACUGUCUGCCAUUGACUACGAAGUGGGGUUUUUGCAACCCUGCCUUAGCCACCAGAAUAGAUCGGUAGGCAAAAAUCGCACUUAAUAAUAACUACGGUCUCAACGUUAUACCUAUAACAACUGCUCGUAUAGUUAUCUAAAAUUAAAAACAGGCCAUUCCUAUCGGAAAUGGCGAUUGCAAUGAUCACAGUAUAUUAUAGGAAACUAUAAAAAUACAACUCCAAAUUUAGAUUGUUGUAUAACAUUAUUGUUUCUUUUUUUUUUUCCAAAUUUGCAGAUGCCAUUUUCUGUGGAGAUGAGCCUUGCACAUGCGUGGAAGGGUACGAGAAGCACGGCGAGAACUGUUUUCCCAUCAACAACUGUGAGAUUAGUAACGGCGGUUGCCUUGGUGAGGCCGAGUGUGUUUAUACAGGCCCUGGUACAAGCAUGUGUGUAUGCCCCCCCGGGUAUCAGCUCGACUCAGAUGGAAGAAAUUGUGACCAAUGCCUAGAUAACAACUGCUACAGUCAGUGUCAGUUUGUAGAUGAUGAUGAACUUAAGGGUGUCACAAGCCUCCAGACUCAUGUUGAGAUUCGAUUCCUGAAUAUCAAGACAUCUGAUUUGUUGCCAUAUAUAGGAGAAACUACCACUGAACUCGUUGUUUAUGCGCACCAAAUAACAAUAUCUGGGGUUCUAACUCUACCAAGUGGUGUAGAUAAAGUUGCCUUCUUUUCCAAUGAGAUUCUGAAAGAAAACGGAGCACAAAUUGUGCUGUGGAAUAACGCGUCGCAUGCUACCGAAACAACAGGUCGCCGUGCAGUUGUUAAAGUUGAAAACAACAAACUCUUGUGUGAUAACCGUUAUUCAGCCAGUAAUCCAUGGCCAGGAAAUGUGAAAGGGACUGUUUUUAAUAUCUAUACAUCUAAAGCAUCAGCACCUUUCUCAUGCUCUGGAAACUACAACGCAAGAGAUAUUUCAAUACAAGCUGCUUUAAAAUCUAAACAAAGUCCAAAGAAAUCUCUUGAUGCUGAACUGUACCGGCAUGAUUCUAAAUUGUGCUAAGAUCAUGGCUCAGGGAACGCCGUUUGCAAAGGAGGGCAAGUUGCUCAAAGGAAGCCUUCCUGUUACAUUAAUCGAGUAUGUUUUAGAUGAAAUUCGAACGGCUAAGAAGGAACAAUUAGAUACAAACUCUGUAAAUGCGUUAAGACUGAAUGCAAAAAAUUUGAUGGAGGAUCUUUCCCUUCGUGCUCGCGGAUAUUACAGAGUACCUUACCUGUCGCUGAAAGCACAUGAAAAGAUUCUGAUCCUCAUAAAGGAUGACGCUAAAAUGGCAAUACAAAAAUACGAAAGGUUCGAGAGAAUAUCCCAAGAUUUUGCAGCAAGGAUUGAAGCCACAGAUUCCAUGACGGAACUGAUGACAACCAUCGUGAGGAAGAACGACCUGGACGUUGCAGCUCUUGAAACAGAACUUGAGGCAGCAAAAGCAGAUUGUCAAGCAAUGAAGAACAAACUUGAAGAUGCAAAAACAGCCUUAGAUACUGCUAAAGCUACUUUCGAGGCAGGGGUGCGAGCGUACUCAAACCAGCAGAUUGCUAAUGCAGUGUUCUCUGUGCUUGGGGGAAUUACAACGAUAUUUGCUGGUGGGGCUGGCGCGUUUAUGGGUUUCACAAUUGAACUGGGUUCUUUAGCUACCGACAUAAGUAAAAUUCAGAAGACUCUUUUCAAGAUAAGCAUUAUUAUGGACUCUAUUUCCAAGAUAACCGAAGCUGCAAAUACGUUUACGGACCUUCAUUAUGACGUCUUACCCUAUGCCGGCACUGAAAUUUCAGAUUACUAUUCUAAAUCUAUGCCUGAGAAAAAAGACCAGAGUUUGGCAGUGAUGGUAAAAGAGUGGGAUGUCUUUGCUGCAGAGGCAGAUGCAUUUCUUGGAGUUGGAACAGCUAGCGGGAUAUCAGGAGCAUCAGAUUACUUAGCAGCGCUUAAGACAGUGGCAAUCUGGGGGAAGGGAUAUCACGAAAAAUCCAUCACUGUUCAAGAGCUUUUAGCAACGUUGACGAAGCUAAAGACUCUUAAGAAUGAACAACAUGAAGCACAGGCGAAGAUAAAAACAUCUCGAGACAAUGCCCUAUCUCUUAGAACGGUCAAUGGAGAACUGCUAAUAGAAUUGGCGCUACAAAAACAACGACUUCGUAACAUAAUGGUUGAAAAGCUAAUGUCCUUCUGCGAUUCGUAUUUCUACAACUGGUUGUCGGAAUGUCUCGUGAUGCCUACCAUGUCAGAUGACUUGUACGCUUUACACGAGAAAGUCAAUCAGGGCCUAAGCGCUGUUAUCAACGCUGUUGAAAAUUUUGCACCUUUUAUUCCUCAGGAGUUUGAAGCAACCAUAAUCCUUACGGACGAUAGCCAGGAGUGCAAUGGUGUUGGCAAGCGGUCGCUGAGAGGUCAGAAGAGGCAACCUAACGAGAGGAGGUCUGCUGGUGGAGUGAACCAGUUGGCUCUGAACACACUCAAAUGCCCCAUCUCAGAGCUCAGGCGCGCUAAAGUCUUUCUAUUCAAGCUUGAUGAGAACGACCCAGACAUCUUCAAGGGACACGAACGGGUCCACGUGGACGAGAUUGAGAUAUAUUUUGAAGGUGCCCAAUUUGACCGAAAUGGCUCUCCUGGAGCUAAGAAAGCUAUCACGGCAUGGAUUUCCUUUACCGGAAUGAUGACAGAUGUGUUCAGGGGAAGACGUUAUGAGUUCCUUGCCCCUCCCCGAAUAACGGAGUUCUCUUACAAGAUAAAACCAGAUAACACCUUCGAGGUAACGCAGUCUGGAAAAGUAAGCAGCAAAUAUCAAGAAUACUACGACGGAAUCGCCGCCAUUACCACAUGGAGUGUUAGUCUUCCUGCCUCGCUGAAUAGCCCCAACCUAAAUUUAGACGGGGUAAACCAGAUUAAGAUAAAACUCAAAGGGACGCGAGUACCUAUACAACCGGUGGGAAGUGGUGAUAACGAUUUAGGCCAGGCUAAGGGAGAUGCAAAGGUGGAGAAAGCAAGACGUCACAAGAGGAAGGGGACGCACGAUCGCAAAGCAUCUUAA
Porites lobata is the source of this 14322-nucleotide messenger RNA. The record is from the annotation of a GenBank genome assembly. NCBI's taxonomy places the organism in Eukaryota, Metazoa, Cnidaria, Anthozoa, Scleractinia, Poritidae.